AUGCCAGACCUCGGAAACCCAUGGGGCUCCACCCCACUGCUGUUGGCUGCAGCUAAAGGGCACCUGGAAGCCGUACAGGUCCUGCUUGCGGCGGGUGCAGACACCGAGAGGACGCCCCACAGUGGUGCCACUGCCUUGUUCGCGGCCUGCCAUCGGGGCUCCGCAGACGUUGUUCGAGUGUUGCUGGAGGCGAGAGCAGACACGGAAGCAUCCACUGCGGGUGACACCACACCGCUCGUGCAGGCAUUGAAGCGCGGACACUUGGAGAUAGUCCAACUUCUGGUUCAAGCCGGCGCCGCCACACAUCGAAAGAACCGGGCUGGUAUCACGCCGCUCUUCCUGGCAUGCUAUCGAGGGCUGAUGGAAGCUGUGCGCGUGCUCGUGGAGGCUGGAACGAAAGAGCGGGUCUAUUCAGCGGAGGAUUUGGCGACACCAAUGGAUAUGGCCUUAUCCCAUGGACGCCUGGACAUCGCUCGACUCCUCCGGGAGGCCACAGAGCAAGGGAGCUCUUCACCGAC
Symbiodinium sp. CCMP2456 is the source of this 518-nucleotide messenger RNA. The record is from the annotation of a GenBank genome assembly. NCBI's taxonomy places the organism in Eukaryota, Dinophyceae, Suessiales, Symbiodiniaceae.